AUGCGCGCUGCAUUUGUCGUCCUCGCACUGUCUUUCUUCGCAGUUGCCCGUCCCUUUGUCGGCGACAUCGAUGUCCGAUCAGUGGAUGAGGCUAGCCUUCAGUCAACCCCAGAGACAUUGCGUAAAAUUGUGGGUGCGCUCAAGGACACAGUGAAGACCCAAGGCAAGGCCUUGCUCUCCGAUCUGGCUGGAAAAGCCUGCGACCAUGUCCAAGCCAAAUUGGCAACUAGAGAAGUCGAUAGUAGUGACCUAGAAAACACUAUCGAUGCGGUCGCGGACAAGAUGUACGAGGAAUGGAUUGCCGAGCAUGAUGCGACUACGCUCGAGGACAGCGGUAUGUUCUUGAAGAACUUGGCCACUGCUCUCGGAGGUGCAGUACAAAAAACAAUCAAGGGCGCCGCUUCCGACUUGGUAGGCCAGGGAUGUGAGGAAGUUCAGGCGAAGCUUAACGCUUAG
This is a messenger RNA of Pleurotus ostreatus (oyster mushroom), 456 nucleotides long. RefSeq lists its product as uncharacterized. The record is from RefSeq and is a predicted model, not a curated record. Lineage: Eukaryota; Fungi; Basidiomycota; Agaricomycetes; Agaricales; Pleurotaceae. The transcript has a single exon. Bases 1 to 456 code for a protein of 151 amino acids.